CUGAGACUAUCCACCGGAAUAAGAUUUCUGCAUGCUCCCAGCAUUGCUUUGCCUUAGCAACUACUAUCGGGCUUUUCUUGCGCAGCUCUCGCUACACACCAUCAUGUCGACCCUUCCAGAACCAGAGCAACCACUCAUGUGUCUUGACGAGUACAUCACCCUCUGCGCCGACCUUCACAAUACCCUCAUCGACAAAUCUAUCCCUCCAGACUCCCAGCCACUAGAAAUCUCAACCGAUCUCCUCCAACGAUACGAAUCCUACCGGGCCAAUCCCCCUUUCGACCCCUACGCAGGGGUUCCCGAUCCCCCCGCUCUAGAUUGCCUUUCGUCCAUCGCCAUCCUCCUGUCUCAGCUUAGAACCACUAUCACUCCCUCAAAGGGUCAACACAUCCCCCUAACUCCCCUUCUCUACCAGCCCAUGCCAGAAUGGUUCUUUCCGCCCCUGUAUAGCUACGACAUCGAGGCCGCCGACUCCCCCUUUCUCCUCCUGUACCCCCAGCGUCUCCCCUCCGAGCCUUGCAUAGACGGUGGCCUCUUUGUACACAUUUACACCCUCGACGGCAUCUGGCUUCAAGCCCCUCCCGGUCCCGCAAUGCCUCCCCCACAAAAAUAGCUCCCCCUCGAUUAUCUCCUCGAACCGGGACAACAUCUCGGAGUAAACGACUCGUGGGGACAAGCCAGAAUCAAUGUACAUGUACAAAUACCAUACGCAUGACAUGAAUAGGUGUGAAGGUGCUGGACAAACGGUGCACGGGCACCUUGUGCCAUGCGCAUUGCUUCAUCAAGGCCCAGAAUCGCGAUUAAAACCCAAGGGCGAGUAAGGU
Parathielavia appendiculata is the source of this 824-nucleotide messenger RNA. RefSeq lists its product as uncharacterized. The record is from RefSeq and is a predicted model, not a curated record. The transcript has a single exon. NCBI's taxonomy places the organism in Eukaryota, Fungi, Ascomycota, Sordariomycetes, Sordariales, Chaetomiaceae. Bases 104 to 613 code for a protein of 169 amino acids.